Messenger RNA from Vanrija pseudolonga, 2072 nucleotides. RefSeq lists its product as uncharacterized. Bases 339 to 1883 code for a protein of 514 amino acids. NCBI's taxonomy places the organism in Eukaryota, Fungi, Basidiomycota, Tremellomycetes, Trichosporonales, Trichosporonaceae. The transcript is spliced from 4 exons. The record is from RefSeq and is a predicted model, not a curated record.
CCCAGGCCUGUGCCCGCUCGACACAAUAGGAUUCUUAUCCGCAGCUGCGCCUCUGACCGCCUCCAUCUCUGUCAUUCGCACGCACCUCUGCUGUCCUCCACCGCACCGCCGCCGCCGCCGACGCGCACAGCGUGACACAGAGUCAGCCAGCACACGCUCUGGUGCGAGCUCGCACCCUCACGCACACCCCCUUUGAGGCCCCCCCGCGCGCGCGCCCUGCACCACUCGCAAGGCUCCACUCGAGCGAGUCUGUGUGCGCGCGUCUCACCAGCCAGCCAGCCCAGUGCCUUACCCCCGCCGCCCGCACAGCUCGCUCGCUCGCUGGCGUCCUACACACAAUGUCCACCGUCACUGCCGCGGCACCGACGACAAGGAUGCAGAGUAGUACUACGGCGGCCACGGCAGACCCGAGCCAAAGCACGGCCACGCCUGCAACGUCCACCACCAACACAACAACCCCUGGCAAGCUGCAGCACACGGCCUACCAGCAGCGCCAGCAGCGACCACGGCCCCCUCACCACACCGCCUCGUCGACAUCGUCCACUUCAACCACAAGAUCACUCACUCUCACUUCUCCUACUGCAAACGCACCACCACCCUUGCCAGACAAUAUGCCGAGCUCGAGCAGCGCAGCGCCAACAUUCCAAGGCCGCCUUACCGUCUCUCCGCAGCAAGGCUUGCAGCGCCAGCCGUCUUCCUCGGCUCCCUUGCUACGGACCAACGCGCCAGUGACCGCGGCCUCAGCGCCAGUCUACCAGACGAUCCACCCAGGCUGCGUGCUGUGCGGCAUUGUCGCGACCGCCAGCUCCCAGACCAACUUUACCUCGUCGCCGCCCCGCUACAACUCGUCUGUCCCCACCUCUCCAAUCGACGCCCGUAUCCCCCUCGCACCAGCACGAGCUGCCAGUCCAGACAUUUACAGGCCCGGCACACCAGACAUCCUGCGUGGAGGGGCGCCUGCGCGCCCAACAGUCCCCGGGUCGGGGUCGCCCACAAACGGCCGCAGCUCAUCAACGCAAGACUCGUAUGUCUCGGGGCGGCACAUCAUCUACCGCGACGACGACAUUACCGUCUACCCCGCCGACGACGCCGACGCGCUGUGCGGCGGAGGGCGCCAUUUGACCAUUGUUCUCAACAGGCACCUCACCAGCGUCUACCAGUUUGGCCCCACCGAUCUGGCGCUCCUCUCCCACAUCACAGCCACCGCCAGCAGGCUCCUGCUCGCGACUGCGGCCAAGUCGCCAGAGGCCGCAGACCGCAUCUUCGGCGCAAAGGACGUGUCGGUCGGUUUCGUCAAUGGAAUGCCCCGCGACCCGCGCUCCCCGUAUGCGCACCUUCACGCCCAGGCCUUCCUCGGCCCCUUUGAAAAGUCACUGCCGGGUUCCACGUUGUGGCGGCGAAACGUCGUGUUCGGCACGCUGAACUGGUGGGCGAUUCCCGACCUCAUCGCCGAGAUUCGUGAGGAGACGUCCAACAACAGGAUCAAGUCGGGCUAUGAGAACCUCAGACCAAAUGCUCCGCUGAGCAAGGUGCCGGACGCGGGUGCGGCCGAGGGCUUCCCCAAUGUCCUCAACCCGCCAUCCUACACGGACAACACGCCACCAAAGGUCCCCCUUGACAAGGGCAAGAGCAUCUCGGACAUCCAGGACACGGACCCGUACGCCGAGACGCCAACGCGCAAGUCCAAGUCGACCCUUGACCGCAAGAGCUCGGCAGCGUCGACCAUCACCAUCAGGCCACCUGUGCCCGCCGCCGAGGCGGACGCGUGGACGGCCAUUGACCUGGGCGGCAGCCCAGAAGGCAGCGCGCGCACGUCGCUGCAGAGCUCGACGACGAGCUCGAACCGCAGCUCGCUCCAGAGCCCCACCAUUUCCAAGGCGUAAUGUGGCGCCGAACACUCCUGACUGUCUCGCACCACGACGUCGCCAUUCCACCCACACACCCCCCACACUUCGGUUACCUGCACAAAACUACCACGCGGUCGCACCGAACACGAUCAAGCACGCGGCGAUAGAGGCCGCGCGCACCUGCAUGGGCAUGAGGAUUCAUUAUGCAUUAUUCAUGGUUUGAGG